Molecule: messenger RNA, 2495 nt
Organism: Nothoprocta perdicaria
Lineage: Eukaryota; Metazoa; Chordata; Aves; Tinamiformes; Tinamidae
Gene: LUC7L
Product: LUC7 like
Exons: 10
Coding region: 1069-1908 (279 amino acids)
Biological process (GO): mRNA splice site recognition
Cellular component (GO): U2-type prespliceosome; U1 snRNP
Molecular function (GO): mRNA binding
Source: RefSeq, a predicted model, not a curated record
AAGAACAUUUUCAGUAGACACAACAUUAUUCCUGGAUGCUUGCAAAUCCUAAGCUAUAUUCAUACGUUAGUAUUACACAUACCUGUGUCAUAUACACAGAUUAGCUUUAAAAUUGUCACAUACCAUUACCAGUUUGCCUUUACUUUUAUGUAUCGUUCCCCUGACUUCCUUACUGCAGGUGUGGGCAAGAAAACUUUUCCUUUAAAACUUUUCAACAGUGGGCAUAAAAUUCUGCAGCUGAGGUCUUGAAGAAUGCAGAUGGGUAUAGUAUAUGUUGGAGCUCGCAGUGUGUAUUGACUAACUUUGUUUCUUUAUUUUUUUUUAUUUUGCUUUUCUGAUAUUGUCUUGUUUAAGUGGCUCCUGAGUGUAAAUUGUCUUCGGAGGGUGGGAAUCGGGUGGGAAGCACAUUUCGUGUUCCAGGCCAAGAUCCAUCUCUGCACGGCCUUGGAAAGCACACUGCAUAUUUGGUUUCCAAACCAAAUGGAAUGAUGUCUUAAUUAUCAGAUUGGCAAAUAGCAGUUGCCUGUAAAAUGUCAAGCACAGCCCUGUUUUGUGAUUCAUGGCCCUCUGCUACCAAGGGUUUCAAUAUCUCUUGCCCCCGUCCCUUAAAAAAAAARRAAAAAAAAAAGGGGAAGAAAAUAAAAGUUUGGGCUGUGAGCCAGAYUGUCUCCUUUUCUCUCUUCUGGCUGUGCUGCCUCUUUAUAUGGGUGACAGGCUGUGGACGCUAUUUGGCUCGCCAACACUGUGUUUAACAUGGUGUACUGGAUGAAUAAAUGCUAAAAUAGUAUUUGUUGCCAAUUAUAAGUGUUCCAGAAUAUCCUGUUGCCCUCUAAGGUUUUUUGAGUUAUCUUGGGGAGCAGGAACACCAAGUAUUUUAAUCUGCAUUUGAGGCGAAAUGAUCAUACCACCAUCUUGGUACUCUUACCAGUAUUCUAAUGUGUCCUUGUUUUAAACCACAACUGAAUUUCAGGAGAUGAAACCAGGCAAAGGGUGAAGUUCACAGAUGAUCGGGUUUGCAAGAGCCACCUUCUGGAUUGCUGUCCUCAUGAUAUCCUGGCAGGAACACGUAUGGACCUGGGAGAAUGUACAAAGAUUCAUGACUUGGCAUUGCGAGCAGAUUAUGAGAUUGCAAGUAAAGAGAGAGACCUGUUUUUUGAGCUGGAUGCUAUGGAUCACCUGGAAUCCUUCAUUGCAGAGUGUGAUAGGAGGACAGAACUGGCUAAGAAACGACUGGCUGAGACGCAGGAAGAGAUUAGUGCUGAAGUGUCUGCAAAGGCAGAGAAGGUACAUGAGCUGAAUGAAGACAUUGGAAAGCUCCUAGCUAAAGCUGAACAGCUGGGAGCUGAAGGAAAUGUUGAUGAGUCUCAGAAGAUCCUGAUGGAAGUGGAGAAGGUCCGAGCCAAGAAGAAAGAGGCAGAGGAAGAAUACCGAAACUCGAUGCCUGCCUCCAGUUUCCAGCAGCAGAAGCUGCGUGUGUGUGAGGUCUGUUCUGCCUAUCUUGGUCUCCAUGACAACGACAGGCGUCUUGCUGACCACUUCGGAGGAAAAUUACACUUGGGCUUCAUUCAGAUUCGUGAGAAACUGGAUCAGCUGAGGAAAACAGUGGCAGAAAAGCAAGAGAAAAGAAACCAGGAUCGUUUGAGACGGAGGGAAGAGAGAGAACGAGAGGAGAGAAUGGGCAGGCGGUCUGGAUCAAGAAAUAGAGAUCGUCGAAGAUCACGAUCCCGGGAGAGGAGGCGGCGACGCUCGAGAUCGGCUUCCCGGGAGAGGCGGAAGUCUCGCUCCAGGUCCCGAGAGCGGCACAGGCGCCACCGGAGCCGUUCCCGCAGYCAUAGCAGAGGCCACCGACGGGGUUCCAGAGACAGGAGCUCAAAACACAAAAAAGAAGUUUGGACAAUUAGGAAGUGAGGAAGACCCUGUAAUAACUAUUACUAAAGAGCAGAUCCUCUAGAGAUCGAUCUUCAAGAGAAAAGUCCCGAGACAGAGAGAGGAAAGAGAAGAGCUCCUCUGAGAGACGGCACGAGAGCACAAAUGGCAAGUCUCGUUCCAAGAGAUCAGAAGAGAGAGAAGCUGGCGAGAUCUGAACUCAAACGAUCUGUGUUGCACUGUAAAUAGUCUGAUAAACAUUCUACACAAAGCCUAAAUUUCCCAUUUAUAUUUACUGAAUACAACUCAUCUUUUGUAGUUUUGGAUUUUUAUUGUUUGGCAGAUAGCUGUGAGUUUGUAGAGACGCAGUUACGUACUGUUUAACAGGAUCUUGUUUUAGUAGGAAUAAAUAAAUCUGAUGGAUCGUUUUCAAUACAGGCCAGUGGUUCACACACAGUUUGUCAUGCCCCAGUGAUYGCGGCAGUUAGAGUUAAUGCUGUGGUUGGAAACCUAACCUGCUGUAAUGUUUGUAACACUUAUGCCCUUUCCAGAGCGUCUCCCUGACCCUUUGCACAGUUGGCGUUUGAGAACAGCGGUAGCACUGCUUCUAACUUGAUUCUUUUCUUUCU